CGAUCGAGCUGUGCUGCGGCCAUCCAUCCGCCUAGGAGCUCUGGUAACUACCUACCGCUUCGACACGAGAGAAGGCCGACAAUCGUCUCCAACGAACCUGACGGGCAAUACUAUCGUGAAGCUCCCGUCGACACCUGGUGCCCCCGACGACCCCCCUAUUCAUGCGUCAGGGCACACACACAAAGGCAUGCAUUGUAACGGUCGCCUGUGAUGGUGGGUCGCACACAGAAAGAAAGACGGGUUGAUGCAAGCUUUCUCAACAACCGCACCGGGGCAGUCACUGGCUCGCAGUAAGUGAAUGGAUGCGCAGCCGACAAUAGUCGAAGAAAGAACCCAGAUUCGUCGGUGUGGUGAGUGGCAUUGACGACGACUGCCGUGGACGAAAAGAGGCGACGAUAGGCUCUCUCACUCUCCCUCUCCCUCCGCACUUUCUUGCUGAACGACGGACGAGUUGUGGCGGGGCGUCACACAUGCACCCAAAAAAUUCGCUUAGUCACCUCAGCGCAGACCCCCCGAAAUUUGUCCUCUGCGCCUGGCAACCGCGCGACUCCUUACACGUCUCCCUUCAGCGACGGACCUUCUACCACUAAUAAUCGCCAACACACUCCGACCUUCUCGCGCCGCGCACCGUCGACAUACGGCCCGUCACUCCUUUCCUCCCCCUCCCAACCCCCCAAUCGCCAGUCUCGCCCGUCGAUCUUCGAGCUUUCUUCGCGACCCGACCCGACCCAACCCUACUCCAUUGCCCGCCCGCACGCACGCCCCCACCGCUUCGCAACCAUGACGCGCGCCCAGCAGACCGUCUCCCUCGCCCUCCUCGUCUCCUCUCUCUACUUUGCGCUCUACCUCGGCCUCAUCCCUCUGCCCGCCCUCGUUCAGGAGCAGGUCGUUCCUCUGCUGCCCUUCUGGGCCCUCGUCAGCUUCGGCGCCCUGCUGCUCUUCCGCCUCGGCUGGGGCAUCCUCACCUUCAACGACGUCCCCGAGGCGAGCAAGGAGCUCAUGGAGGAGAUUGAGCUGGCCAAGACGGAGCUGCGCACGCUUGGCGUGUCGGUGGACUAAAUGCGGAUUACGACCUGCGCACCGGUAUGGUUGAGACGAACCGGUUAUUCUACGAAUUCGGUCAUGGACGAGAAGCGAAGAGUGGGAAUGGAAGAACCUUAAUCAUGCGGGCUCGGCGCCCUGCGGAUGAUGCGCGCAGCUACAUUGCCAGCGUCCAUACACAACCAUAUACUCCAUGUCGCCGUGUCAUCCCGUCGUGGCUCAUUACAACUCCUGCGCGCCUAUGCUUUGGCCAAAAGCGCAACCACUGUUUCCACAGCUGACUCGGCUUCCUGGCCGCCGUCAAUCAGAUCCC
This is a messenger RNA of Purpureocillium takamizusanense, 1354 nucleotides long. RefSeq lists its product as uncharacterized. Gene Ontology annotation, cellular component: endoplasmic reticulum membrane; dolichol-phosphate-mannose synthase complex. Lineage: Eukaryota; Fungi; Ascomycota; Sordariomycetes; Hypocreales; Ophiocordycipitaceae. The record is from RefSeq and is a predicted model, not a curated record. The coding region runs from base 781 to 1059 and encodes 92 amino acids. The transcript has 3 exons. Gene Ontology annotation, biological process: GPI anchor biosynthetic process.